GGGGCGGGCCGAGCUCGGGGCCGCCGCCGCCGUCAUUGCGGACGGGACGAUGUCUCGCUGCAGCCCCGCCGCCGCCCGCCUGCUCGGCCGCUUCCUCCGCCUUCAACAGAAUGGAGUCCGACACUGCUCCUACACAGCAUCCAGGAAAAACCUGUAUGUCAACAAAAGCACAAAGGUUAUCUGUCAGGGUUUUACAGGCAAACAGGGCACCUUUCACAGCCAGCAGGCAUUGGAGUAUGGCACCAAUCUAGUUGGAGGAAUUUCUCCAGGGAAAGGGGGAAAAACUCAUCUAGGUCUGCCUGUGUUUAAUUCUGUGAAGGAGGCCAAAGAACAAACGGGUGCUUCAGCCACUGUCAUCUAUGUCCCUCCCCCAUUUGCAGCUGCUGCCAUCAAUGAGGCCAUCGAUGCAGAGAUGCCCCUGGUGGUGUGCAUCACUGAGGGCAUCCCCCAGCAGGACAUGGUGCGGGUCAAACACAGGCUGCUGCGGCAGAGCAAGACCCGGCUGGUGGGCCCCAACUGCCCCGGAGUCAUCAAUCCUGGAGAAUGUAAAAUUGGUAUCAUGCCUGGUCACAUUCACAAGAAAGGAAGAAUUGGUAUUGUGUCAAGAUCUGGAACCCUGACAUACGAAGCUGUUCAUCAGACAACACAAGUUGGCUUGGGGCAGUCUUUUUGCAUUGGUAUUGGAGGUGAUCCCUUCAAUGGAACUAAUUUUAUUGACUGCCUUGAUGUCUUCCUGAAAGAUCCUCAAACUGAGGGGAUAAUAUUGAUUGGGGAGAUUGGAGGAAACGCUGAAGAAGAUGCAGCGGCAUUUUUGAAAGAAAAUAAUGCCGGUCCCAACCCCAAGCCAGUGGUGUCCUUCAUAGCCGGGCUGACGGCUCCUCCGGGCCGGCGGAUGGGCCACGCUGGAGCCAUCAUUGCUGGGGGAAAGGGGGGAGCCAAGGAGAAGAUUGCAGCCCUCCAGAGUGCAGGGGUUGUGGUCAGCAUGUCCCCUGCUCAGCUGGGCAGCACCAUCUACAAGGAGUUUGAGAAAAGGAAAUUGCUGUAAGAGAAGACACUUUGGAAUACUUUCUCCAAAACACCAGUGCAGCACCCGGCCUCCGCUUUCCUUUUGUCUGCUAAUCUUCAGUUGCCCCAAUGACAUGACAUUGGUCAAUGAAUUUGACUCAGAAGCCAUAAACCUCCUGGCUAAACCUGUUUUGGUGUCUCCUUGUUUCAGACGUUGUCACCCUGUUGUAAAUCACUGCAAAUUAAUAAAUCUACUACUAAAUCUGAUCCAUCUUUUGAA
Molecule: messenger RNA, 1285 nt
Organism: Pseudopodoces humilis (Tibetan ground-tit)
Lineage: Eukaryota; Metazoa; Chordata; Aves; Passeriformes; Paridae
Gene: SUCLG1
Product: succinate-CoA ligase GDP/ADP-forming subunit alpha
Biological process (GO): tricarboxylic acid cycle
Cellular component (GO): mitochondrion; succinate-CoA ligase complex (ADP-forming)
Molecular function (GO): succinate-CoA ligase (GDP-forming) activity; succinate-CoA ligase (ADP-forming) activity
Source: RefSeq, a predicted model, not a curated record